AUGUUUUUUUCUUCUGUAGUUCCUCCAAAAUCAAUUCAUUUAAAUAUUUUAUUAUAUGAAAAUGCCAAAUAUCGAUUUUUCUACAAUCAUAAUAAUCAAUUAAAUGAUCCUGUACAAAAUGAUCAAUUAAAUAAUAAUCGAUCAAUAUGGAUUCAUUUAAAUCAAACCAUUCAAUUUAUAUGUAGUACAUCAUCAUGGAGUAAACCAUUAGGACAAUUAUUAUGGUACAUAAAUGAUAAAGUACUAUAUCAGGUUAAAAAUGAAAAGAUAACAAAUUAUGAUGUAACAAAUUCAUCAUCAUCAUCGUCGACAUCGACAUCGUCAACAUCAUCAUCAUCAUCAUCGUCGUCGUCAUCAUCAUCAUCAUCAUGUCAACAUAUAAAUGAUUGUUUUCAAAAGAGAAAAGAAUUAUUCACUUGGUUAAAUAUGGAAUUUUGUAAUUUACAAUAUGGAUGUCAUAUUAUAAAUAAAACACAUAAUUCAAUGAUACUUGAUCAUUUCUCAUAUACAGCACAAUUAAUUGAAUUUAUUCAAAUUAAUGAUAUGCCUUCAGGUAUUCAAUUAUUUAAAACUUGGUCUAUUUUAAGUCUUACGUUUCAUGGAAUACAAAUGAAUCAAAUUCCAAUUAUGUGUUCAUUAGAAAACCAACAUGAUUACAUACUAGGCAAUAACAAUAAUAAUGAUAAUAAUGAUAAUGCAAAUAUUAUUCAAUCUAACAAAACUUCUAAUUUUGGAAAUACAUCACUUAGAUCUAACAUAAUCACUGUUCAUCUUUUAUAUAUUGAUAAAGUGUAUAUAGAAAUCUAUUCAAAUCUAAAAACAAUGUUUACUUCAUCUAUUGAACAUUCAAUGAUAUUCAUAGAGAAUCGUCCAAUUCAACUUGGAUGUUUUUGUGAAAAGAUUAAUGUACCUAUUCAUGUAAAUUAUGAAUACACAUUUUUUAUUCAAAUGUCAAAUAAUACUAAUCCUAAUGAUACAUUAUUCAAUAUAAGUUCAUUAUCAACUAUUCAACAAUUGAAUACUCAUUCUCAUAAUACUGUUUUAUCAUCUGAAAUCCCUUCAAAAUUAAUGAUAUUACAUCAUCAAUUGAAAUAUCAUAUUAUAGAAUUUGUACCACAUCGAAAAUUUCAUAAAGGAAGAAUCUAUUGUCAAAUAUUGAUUAGAAUGAAAAAUGAUACAAUCAAUAAAAUUGAUUCCAUGAUAACUGAGGCAUCAUCUGUGACAUCAUUGAGAAGUUGGAGAAAGCAAAUUUAUGAUGUUCAUAAUGAUAUAGAAGAUGAUUCUGUAGAUGAUCCAGUAAUGAUUUCUUCAAUGGGUCAUAUUGAUUUAAAUAUUCAUUAUGGACCAAAUAUAGAUAAUCGAGACGAUGAGUUUUAUAUACUGUACCCUUGUUCAAUAUUUGGAAAGACAUUGAAAAUGCUCUGUUGGACAAAAUCUACAAAUAAUCUGUAUAUAACACAAGAGAUAACAUUAAGGUGUCAAACAGAUUUUAAUCCAUCUGGUCAAAUUGAAUGGUUUACAUGGAAAUCAAAUGAUACACAAGUUUAUUUAUCAAAUGGUUCUAAUUUACAACUUAACUUGAAUCAACUACAAUCUUCAUUAGAAAUGAUUACAGUGAAUUCAAAGAAUUUAUGGAUUAUUGAUAAACAAUAUUUUAAAGAUCAUGAAAAUCAUCUUGAUAUAGAUGAUUUCAUGAAAUUGAAAAAUGUUAAUUUUCAUUUACAUUUAUGGAAAUUCACAUGUAUAGCUAGUUCAGUGGGAUUUGAUAGUCAGUCAGCAAAUAGAUUUAUUAUUCAAGCAGAAAAACCAUUUGUACAUAGUAAUUCACAUGUAUAUGGAAUUCUAGGCAAAUCAGUUAAUCUUAUCUGCAAUGUUAUCAGUUUUCCGGAACUUAAUUUCACCUAUCCAGUAUGGUUACAUAAUGGUGAAUAUAUUACAAUAGAAGAUUCAUAUAGUAGUAAUAAUGAUAUAAUGACAAUGAACUCAACAAUUGAAAAUUCCCAAUUCCCAAUUAUUCUUACUCAGAAUUUUAUAUCUAAAUAUAAAAUCAUUCACAGAAAAUAUUCAGUCGGAUGGAUUAUUACUUUGCAGAUCAAUAAUUUAGAUCUAAAUGAUGAAGGCGUUUAUCAGUGUACAUUUUCAAAUUUAAUGGGAUCAAGUUCUUAUGAGAUAAAUUUAUAUUUAAACUAUAGAUUGACCAGAAAUGAAUUUAUCAUUAUGAUUGUCAGUUGUGUAAUUUCAUUACUGACUAUUCUUACAUUCAUUAUUGGUUUAUUAUAUAUUCAAAGAAAAUGUAAAUACAUUGAGUGGUUUAAUCAUCAUUAUUUAUGUAUAAAAUGUAAAUUUACAUUGAAUAGAACAACCUACAAUAAAAAUGAAAGAAGAUACAAUCAUAAGACAGUUGGAUACUUUGCAGCAGUGGAUUUGUCAGAAGUUAUACAAAAUUCACUUAUUGAUGAUGAUCAUUUCAAUGUAAUUAAUAAUAAAGAAAUGAAUCAAUCACUCAAUCAGCCUAAUUUGAAUGAUCGCGUAGUUCCUAUAAAUCUACUUGAUGAUUACGUAACAAGUAAUCGCAUUUUACAUGGGCAACAAUCAAGUUUACAUGAGACAUUUUGUUGUGAAUAUAAAAAUAAUACUUGUCAACAUCAGCUAAACAACAAUUUCAAUAUUCAAUCUGAAUCAAAUUGUUCUACAUGUUCAAAUAGAAAACUUUUAAUUCUACCUAAUCAAACCAACAAUGAUCAUGAUAGUUAUGUAUAUGAUUGUUAUGAAUUAAAACAAUAUCCUUCUCAAUCUAUCACCAAUUCAAUAUAUGAUAGUAAUAAUCCUAAUUGUACAAUAAAAUGUCUUUAUAAUAAGUUUAAUGAUGAAUCUAUUCUUCAAAAUGAUAAUCAUAAUAAUCGUGAUGAGAAAUCAUUCAAUUCAAAUCAAACUCCUUUAUUGAAUCCAAUUUAUACAAGUGAGAUUUGUUUAAAUGAAUUAAUGUCAAAUUCAAUGAUCAAUAAUCCAUAUUCAUCGUAUUUCAAAUAUCAUGCAAAAUCUUAUCCAAUCCAAAGAUCAUAUGAUACAUUCCCUCAUAAUUGUAUGUUAUACUCUAAUAGAAUCAAUGAAAAUAUUCAUCUAUUUAAUAAACAACAACAACAACAACAAGAGAAUUGUAUUCAUUGUAUAUUGAAAUGUGACAAUUCAGUUUUAGUGCCUGAAUUAAAUGAAACUAUUUCUUAUUAUCAUGAUAAUAAUAAUAGUAUUAACAAAAAUGAAUGCCAAUACUAUCUAUUAGAUAGAAUGAAUAGACUGUGUAAAUAUGAUCAUUUCAAUGAAUAAAUGUGAAGAUAUCUGUGAAUAAAACUAUUCUAUACUGAAUGUUAUCACAUCUAUUUUCAUAUGAAAUAUAAAGUUGAAUAGUUUAUCU
This is a messenger RNA of Schistosoma haematobium, 3412 nucleotides long. RefSeq lists its product as uncharacterized. Gene Ontology annotation, biological process: cell-cell adhesion. The record is from RefSeq and is a predicted model, not a curated record. Lineage: Eukaryota; Metazoa; Platyhelminthes; Trematoda; Strigeidida; Schistosomatidae. Bases 1 to 3324 code for a protein of 1107 amino acids. Gene Ontology annotation, cellular component: cell-cell junction. Gene Ontology annotation, molecular function: cell adhesion molecule binding. The transcript is spliced from 11 exons.